GCGUCGCCAAAUCGCGCACAUUAGAUCCCAUCGCAUUCUCAGGGGGGAGAGAGAGAGAGAGAGAGAGAGAGUGAAAAUGGUGGGUGCUCGGAAUCGAUCGAUCCCGAUCUCGAAGCCCGUGCUAUGGCUUCUGGUGUUCUUCGCCACGAUCGCGUUAAUCCAGGCUAAAAGUUCGAAGGAAAGUUUGAAGGAAGUAACACACAAGGUUUUCUUUGAUAUUGAGAUUGGUGGGAAACCAGCAGGUCGAAUUGAGAUGGGCCUAUUUGGGAAGACCGUUCCUAAAACAGCCGAAAACUUCCGAGCUCUUUGCACGGGUGAGAAAGGUAUUGGCAAAAGUGGGAAGCCACUUCACUACAAGGGAAGCUCAUUCCACAGAAUCAUACCCAGCUUUAUGCUCCAAGGGGGCGACUUUACACUCGGCGACGGGAGGGGUGGAGAGUCUAUUUAUGGUACAAAAUUUGCUGAUGAGAACUUCAAAAUCAAACACACUGGACCAGGGCUUCUAUCGAUGGCAAAUGCCGGUCAGGAUACUAAUGGAUCUCAGUUCUUCAUAACCACUGUAACAACCAGCUGGUUGGACGGUAAACACGUCGUGUUCGGCAAGGUAUUAUCUGGCAUGGACGUGGUGUAUAAGAUCGAAGCGGAAGGCCGGCAAAACGGAACGCCCAAAAGCAAUGUCGUAAUCGCCGACAGCGGGGAACUUCCUCUGUGAUACCAUUUUACUUGACAUUCAUAAAGUCAGAAAAUCUGCAUGUUAUUAGUCAUCUUUAUUUAUCUCGGAUUCGCGCUCGAACUAUAACUCCCAACGAAGCGAACCUUUCUCUAUCUAGUGUCUUUGUGUAUGAGUGGUACUCCAAUCUAUUUUCCUAUUUAGGUAUUCCACUUAUCAAGCUUUUGCAAAAAUUCAAAUCCUUGGUAUCACCGAAAUCAUAUGCAGAUCCGCAUUAUGCAACCAUGCAGCGUUUGCUGCGUACAAAAGGAUGCGUGGUAACGCAUAUGGCUACUUUUUCUGAAUUUCUCAGUUCAGCGUGUUUGAAUGCGUGAAUAUCUUGUAUUUGAUGGAUCUUUGUUUAGUUGAACCCAUUUGGUUUGGGAACAAAUAUUUAGGGAAUAACAAUUUUUUUUUUUUUUC
Molecule: messenger RNA, 1132 nt
Organism: Ananas comosus (pineapple)
Lineage: Eukaryota; Viridiplantae; Streptophyta; Magnoliopsida; Poales; Bromeliaceae
Product: peptidyl-prolyl cis-trans isomerase CYP20-1-like
Exons: 7
Coding region: 77-712 (211 amino acids)
Biological process (GO): protein folding; protein peptidyl-prolyl isomerization
Cellular component (GO): intracellular membrane-bounded organelle
Molecular function (GO): peptidyl-prolyl cis-trans isomerase activity
Source: RefSeq, a predicted model, not a curated record